CGGAAAGGGAGUUGUCGGACACAACUAACAUGGCGCCCUCGUUGGAAAGGUGUGCGGGGGAGAUGAAACGAUAAACAAACCUAUUCAGGAACAAGAGUGAUGGCUUAGCGGCCGUUUACCAGGUCCAACAUGGGGAAGGAGAGGAAGUGCAUUCUCUGUGACAUCGUCUAUAACUCCAAGCAGGAGAUGGAUGAGCACAUGAGGAGCAUGCUGCACCAUCGAGAGCUGGAGAACAUUAAAGGCCGGGACUGCGACCACGGGUGCCGCGUGUGCCGGGUGUCGGUGGCGGGCCUGACGGCCUACGCCGGCCACAUCUCCAGCCCCCUGCACAAGCAGCGCGUGGAGGAGGAGCAGGAGCGCGGCGGCGGGCCGGAGGAGGAGGAGUACUUCGACAAGGAGUUGGUGCAGCUCAUCGAGAAGCGCAAGGAGCAGAUCCGGAAAGAAGAAGAGGCGGCAGCUAAGCAGGCCCAGGAGGAGGAGCAGAGGAAGCUGCAGCAGCUCAAUGCAGAGAGGCAGUGGUUCCAGCAGGGGGCGCCCUGGGGCUGGCCCCCCCCGGGUUUCCCCUCGGCGCCGAGGGGCCCGGGCGGGGCCAACUGGCGGGGCGCGGGCGACAGGAGGAACUCCGCAAGAGGACACCAAGGCGGGGCGUGGCACCACCCCAGCGGGGGACCGAGAACCUGGAACCAAGGCAACCAGGACCAGAGCGCCCCCUGGCGAGCGGAGGUCCCGCCGCUCCUGCAGAACUGGGGCAGAGGAGGAUGGGGGGGCAAACGAGGGGGUUACCAGGGCUUCUCCUCCAAAAAGAAGGGCGGCGACGCCCUUUAUAGCGGGUUCUACUGGGACCCGAGCGCCACGCCCUACCUGGACGGGAUGGACUCGGCGCUGGCCAUGGACUUCACCAGCGACCAGCUGCCGCAGUCCGGCGCCCUCGAUUUCAGCAGGGCGCCCCACGGCUGCCCGGACGGGCCCCCGGGGUGGGAGGGGGGGCACCAGGCCCGCCGGGGGGCGCACCAGAGCAGGGAGACGCCCAACGGAGACCGCGGCAAAGCCAGCGGCUCCAAAGACCGGCUGUACCGCUGGUCCCCCUACCCCCCGGCCAAGCUCGGGGACGCGCCGGCCCAGAACGAGGAGGGCAGGAGCCCGGCGGCCACCUACGGGACCGUCCCGUCCGUGCAGGUUAAAGACCUGAAGCUGAAGUUUGACUUCGUGCUGGGCACCAUGCAGUCCCAGGACCCCCCCGGGAGGAGCCAGGCCCCCCCCAAGAGCAAGGAGGGGCCGGGGAAGAAGCAGCGGCAGCGGAAGGCGGGCCGCGUUGGCGGCGGCCGGCGGGACGACCAGAUCCAGGCCGCGCAGAAACCCCCCGCGCCCGCGGAGCCGGCCCCGGAGAAGGCCUCCUCCACCACCUCCAGGCCCGUCCCGUACCAGAAGCCCUCCAGGUGGGACUGCGAGUUCCCCGCUCCCGCUAAGCUCUUCCGCCGGCCUGGGCUGGACGCGGGGGCGCCGCCGGGCAGGAGGGGGUCGGCCGACACGUCUGCGGCGGGGGCUCGCACGGCGCCAAGAGAGGAGGAGGAGGAGGAGGAGGAGGGGCAGGAGGCGGAGAGCUCGGAGUGCAGGGCGGGACGAGACUGGAACGGGAGGCGCAGGAACAGCGGGGUGACCCUGCCCUCGUUCGGCAACCCCGGCGGCCCCAGGCGCAGCUCCUGCCCCCGGGACGAUUCGACGGGUUCCGGAGGCCCGCGCCCCGCCCAGGCCCUGUCCCUGCAGUCGGUGCAGGUGAGCACGUCCACCUGCGACACCCCCGAAAGGCCGGAGUCCCCGCCCCGGGCAGAGGAAGAGGAGGAGGAGGAGGUGGAGGAGGAGGCGGCCCGGGAGGGGAAGAGCGACAGGGAGCCGACGGCGCAGGCGACGGACGAGGGGCUGGGCUCGGACAGCGACGCGUCCCGCCCCGGCCCCGCCCAGCCCGCGGGGGUGCCCGACCUGAGCAAGCUGGGCCUCCCCGCCUCCCUCAAACGGGACCUGACCCGCCACAUGGGGCCCAAGGGCAAGGCCGGCGCCCACGAGCCCAACCUGAACAUCGCGCGGCGGAUCCGGAACCUGAGCGGGGCGCGCAAGGCCGAGGCCGAGAAGGACUCGGGGCUCAGGCCCACCCUCCGGCAGCUCAUCAGCUCGGCCGGGGCCCGCCGAAACGUCAACUGGGACCAGGUGUACCAGGAGGUCAGCCGCAAGAAGCAGGAGCAGGAGAAGGGCAUGCCCAGGUUUGGAAUUGAGAUGGUGACGUCGGUGCCCUUUGACCCGGAAGGCCUCGAUGAGGGGGCGGAGGAUCUGUCGGAGGGGUACCACUGGGCCUCCAUAUGUGAGCCUCUCUCCGCUGUCCCGGGGGCGGGCCCACGCAAGCGCAGCCUAUCGGAGAGCAGCGUGGUGGGCGACCGCACCUCCAGCGCCCUCUCCCUGUUCGCGUCGCCCGCUCCGCCCAGGGACCGUCCCGACGGGCCCCAGGGCGUCGCCUCGCGCACUCCCGGGACGGGCGCUGCGGACGCCGAGAAGGGGGCGGAGCCGGGGGAAGCGAUAGCCGGAUCCGUGGAGGGGGACAGCAGCUGCACCUCGGAGGCGGAGCUGAACGACGCUCAGGGCCUGGGGAAGAAACGCAGAGCCGCAGGGGAAAUUCCAUCUCCAGAAAUUCCCAGUUUGGAGCGGAAGAAUAAACGGAUGAAAGUUAAAUGUAAAAAAGAGCGCUCGCAGGUGGACCAGCUGCUGGCGGUGUCGCUGCGGGAGGAGGAGCUGAGCAGCUCGCUGCAGGCCGUGGACAGCAGCCUGAUCCAGGCCCGCGCCGCCCUGCAGGCCGCCUACAUGGAGGUGCAGCGGCUGCUGGUCGUCAAGCAGCAGGUUACCAUGGAGAUGAGCACGCUGAGGUCCCAGCGCAUCGAGAUCCUGCAAGGCAUGCAAGAUGGUUACAGUGGCUCCGCCCCCCCAGGAGAGAAGAACAGCAGCAUGGAUACCGCUGCAGCCGCCAACCCUGCCCCUGCCCCCGCCCCUGCCGCUGUCCCCUUCGUUGCCCCCUCCACCUCCGCUCUGCUCAGCCCCUUUUCCCCAAACAUCCCGGCGUUCCCCCCCGGCCAGUCCUCCCCAGCCUUACUGCCCCCUGUCCUGCAGCACGCUGCCCCGCCCGCCUCUCUGUCCCCCGCCUAUCCCGCCCCGGCCCCCCCGCACAUCAAGCAGGAGCCCACGUCCCCGAGCCAGAGAAGCUCCCCUGCAGAAAACGCCCACAGCGCCCCCUAUGGGACGGCACCAGAACCUCCACUCACCUCCUCUCUCACAGAGCCCGCCCAGCCCAGAUCCUCCAUGUUCCAGUCGCUAAGUGAGCCGCGCCGCGCUAGCGUUAGCUCUCUGGACAGCGGGACCGUGUCCACGGAGAGCAGGCUGGACCGUGUGAGGGAGCCCUGCUGCCCCCCGCAGGAGAGGGGCGUGCUGGCGUCCCGAGCUGGCUCUUUCACCGUCCCGGAGAAGCCCGGCGCCCCCCUGUCCCGACGGCGGGACUCCCAGACCGGGGCCGCGGACCGCACCGAGCCCCCCACCGAAACCUCCACCACGGGCGGGACGUUCCCCCCGCCCCCCGCCGAGCCGGCCGUCCCGGCCCCGCCCUCCCCCGCCCAAACCGAGCCCAGGGCCGGGAAGCGGGUGAGGAAGCUGAAGAAGAAGAGGGCGCUGAGGAAGAGCCCCGGGGCGGAGCAGCCCGAGAACAGUGACACGGAGCAGGACGGCGACGUCUCCUCCCGCCCCGUCCGCAGGAUCAGGUGCAAGAGGAAGGCCAAGGGGGCGGAGCAGGUCAGCACCUCCACCCCGGCCGGGGCGGGGCAGGCGCAGCCGCAGGAGGAGGAGGUGGAGGAGGAGCCCCGGGAGACCCCGCCCCCGAAGCCCGCGGCGGAGCAGGGAGGGGCCGACAGCGACGACUCCUCCUCCCUGGAGAUGGUGGAGCUCCCCCAGCCCGGGCCCCUCGAGGUGGUUGCCAUCGACGACUCGUCCGACGACGAGACCCGGCCGGUUGCCGCGGAAACGGCCGAGGCCCCCCCGGCCCCGGACGCUUUGAAGGCGGAGGCCCCGAACCUGGCCUGCGACGAGGUCAGCUCCACCAGCGAGCUGGACACCACCGCCAGAACCAAGGCCUGCGCCAGCCAAACCCAGCCACCCCCGACCACUGUGAGAAAAGCUGAGGUGAACUCAGACGUGGCCUCGGAGGCUGGGGAGGAGGAGGAGCCCUCGGAGGGCUCGUUUGAGGGGCACCAGGCGGCUGUGAACUCCCUGCAGAUCCACGGCGGGCAGCUCUUCACCUGCUCGGGCGACCGCACCGUGCGAGCCUUCCACCUGGCGAGCCGGAAGUGCGUGGCGGUCUUCGAGGGCCACAGCUCCAAGGUGAACUGCCUGCUGGUGUCCAGCGGGCCGGGCCUGCAGCAUCGGCUCUACUCCGGCUCCAGCGACAAGACCAUCCGCUGCUACAGCCUCAAGACUCAGGAGUGUGUGGAGCAGAUGUCUGUGCCGGACCGGGUCCUGUGCCUGCACAGCCGCUGGAAGGUUCUGUACGCUGGCCUCGCCAACGGCAACGUGGUCAGCUUCAGCCUGAGGAGUAACCGGCAGCUGGACGUGUUCGAGUGCCACGGGCCGCGGGCAGUCAGCUGUCUGGUGUCGGCGCAGGAGGGAGCGCGGCGCCUCCUGCUGGUCGGGUCCUACGACUGCACCAUCAGCGUGCGGGACGCCAAGAACGGCCUACUGCUGCGCACCCUGGAGGGGCACACCAAAACCGUGCUCUGCAUGAAGGUGGUGAAUGACCUGGUCUUCAGUGGGUCCAGCGACCAGUCGGUCCAAGCGCACAACAUCCACACGGGGGAGCUGGUGCGCAUCUAUAAGGGCCACAGCCACGCGGUUACCGUGGUAGCCAUCCUGGGGAAGGUGAUGGUGACGGCGUGUCUGGACAAGCUGGUGCGCGUCUAUGAGCUGAAGUCCCACGACCGGCUGCAGGUGUACGGCGGACACAAGGACAUGGUGAUGUGCAUGGCCAUCCACAAGAGCAUGAUCUACACCGGCUGCUACGACGGAAGCGUGCAGGCCGUCAGACUGAACCUGAUCCAGAACUACCGCUGCUGGUGGCACGGCUGCUCGCUGAUCUUCGGCGUGCGGGAGCACCUGCAGCAGCACGUGCUCAGUGACCACGCCAGCCCCAGCUUCCAGACGCUCAAGUGCCGCUGGAGGAACUGCGACGCUUUCUUCACCGUGCGCAACAACACCCACGAGGACGUCCCCCUGCACAUGCAGAGCCACGUGGAGGCCGACAGCAAGCUGGAGCCCUGACCAGCAGGGGGCGCCUCUCUGCCGCCCCAUAUUGGGAAGACCUCACGCGAAAAAACCCCACCAGGUGCUUCACAUCUGUGACCGUGGGGGCCUGGUCUUCAAAGCUUCAGGCGGCAGAUUUGACGGGAGAAACUCCGUUUCUGCCCUUAUAUGGCGCUUUGGAAAACCCCUCCCACCGUCACAGAUGGACAGUACUGUGGAUGUUUACUGGACUCGCCUACGGUGUCCAGGUUGAACCAAUCACUUCUUUACAUCUAGCUCCUCCCUCUCCACUUAUCCAAUCCUUACCCUUCCCGCCUGAACCUUGGAACUUGGAGAGGGGGCGAGGAGAGAGUGAGAGAGUGGGCGGAGCUACUAUUAAGGGGAGGGGCCAAGUGGCAGGUAUUCUGCCAGACAGGUAUGGUGGGGUGGGACUUGUUUUGCCUUGUUUUGCCCUGCUCUGCUCUGUUGUACCGCCCUGGCGUGAUCUCGCCCUGCCCACCCUUGCCCAGAUUGACAGACGGACGGACGGGUCGAUGAUGGUGCUAACGUUAGCGUAGUCCCAUGGGAAAGCUAUGGCUCCUUAUUUUACCUGUUAGCAGCGGGAGGACGGGGCAGGCUCGAUCCCCUGGGCUCUCUCUGCAGUGGGGAAGGAAAGAGCCUGUUGCUGUCCCCCCUCUGCUCAUUUGUUCUGUCUGUAAUCAUGCUGUCGCAGCGUUGAGUUAUAAAUCCAUAGACCAAAUACAUUCACUCAAUCACGUGCUUUC
This is a messenger RNA of Anguilla anguilla (European eel), 6086 nucleotides long. RefSeq names its product zinc finger protein 106a (gene znf106a). Gene Ontology annotation, molecular function: SH3 domain binding; RNA binding. The transcript is spliced from 22 exons. NCBI's taxonomy places the organism in Eukaryota, Metazoa, Chordata, Actinopteri, Anguilliformes, Anguillidae. Gene Ontology annotation, cellular component: membrane; cytosol. The record is from RefSeq and is a predicted model, not a curated record. Bases 130 to 5340 code for a protein of 1736 amino acids.